GAAUACGUAUUUCUUUCAGCUUUUCUAAUAAUAAUGCGCUACAACUUCAAAGUUGUAAAGCAAUGUUAGCCUAUUUAGCCAAACUGGAAAUGCAACCAACACAUUUAAACGCAUAUUUUUGUGAAUGCUACUUUUACAGUUCUCUUGCAACAUAAUGUUUGACAUAUCGAAUCUAUUUUGACCCUCCAUGGGAGGGUAUGAGGUGUGAGAGCGACCAGCUCGUCCUCCCCCGGCUCUUCCUCCUCCGCCCAGUGCAGAUUCACUCCCUGUAACUCGAUGCUCAGACACUGGAGAACUGCUCGUGCUGAUGCUGGAUGGCAACAUGGACUUACAAAUGAAGAUUCUACAGGUACUUCUCGCUGUUCUGUGUUUCAGCAUCAAUAACUCUCAGGGUUUUAAUGUGGGGACAACAGGAGCAAGGAUUUUCUCAGGGUCAUCAGCAGAGCAGUUUGGGUACACUGUACGGCAGUUCAGCAACAGCCAAGGAAAAUGGCUCCUUGUGGGAUCUCCAUGGAAGGGUUACACUCAAAAUCGCAAGGGAGAAAUCUAUAAAUGUGAUAUGAACAAACCUGGAAGCGUCUGUCAACCACUGAAUCUUCAAAAUUCUGUGGAUGUGUCAAGCAUCUCCAACGGCAACAACAUCAACAUGAGUCUAGGUCUUACUCUGACUCCAACUACCAAAAAUAAUGGCUUUAUGACGUGUGGUCCGCUGUGGGCUCAGCUCUGUGGAAGUCAGUACUUUUACCCAGGAGUCUGUGCUGAUGUGAGCCCACAGUUUACCCUCCAGUCGGCUUUUUCCCCUGCUGUUCAAACUUGUGGUAGUCUUAUGGACAUUGCCAUUGUUUUAGAUGGAUCCAACAGUAUAUACCCAUGGGAACCAAUUGUUGAUUUCCUGGUGAAACUGUUGGAAAACUUAAAUAUUGGACCUCAAAGCACCCAGGUCAGUGUUAUGCAGUACGGUGUUGACACUACGUUCCAGUUUUACUUGAAUUCCUACAAGACAAAAGAGUCUAUGAUUAAAGCAGCUUCAAAUAUGCAGCAGAAACAAGGAUUAGAGACCAAUACUUUCAAAGCCAUUGACUUUGCAAGAACGAAUGCAUUCUUACCACAAAAUGGAGGCCGUCCUGGAGCCACUAAAGUGAUGGUGGUGGUAACAGAUGGAGAGUCACAUGAUGCAAAUAUAAGGAACAAAGUUAUUGCGGAAUGUGAUAGCCAAAAUAUCACACGUUUUGGCAUUGCGGUUCUUGGAUAUUACAUAAGAAAUGAUAUUGACACAAGCAAGCUCAUAGCUGAAAUUAAGUCAAUAGCAAGUAAACCAACUGAGAAAUUCUUUUUCAACGUGUCUGAGGAAGCAGCACUUAUAGAAAUCGUGGGAACUCUCGGAGAUCGAAUCUUCAACAUUGAAGGUGUUGGAAAAGGUACUGGGGAUAAUUUCGAAAUGGAAAUGUCGCAAGUGGGAUUCAGUGCAUACCAGACUAGAAAUAAGGAUGUGAUUCUGCUGGGAGCAGCUGGAGCAUAUAAUUGGAUCGGGACUGUUGUUCACCAGACUGCUCAGAAAUCAGACAUUUUGCCCAAAACGGCUUUUGAGAAAGUCUUGGAGGACAAAAGCCACUGUUCAUUACUUGGCUACUCUGUGAGCUCUGUGACUGACGGAUCGUCUGAGUAUUAUGUGGCUGGUGCUCCUCGUGCCGUUCACAGAGGACAGGUUGUAGUUUACAGCAUUAACAGCCAGAAACAGGCUGUCGUCAUAGACUCUCAAAGAGGAGAUCAGAUCGGCUCUUAUUUUGGCAGUGUUCUCUGUCCUGUGGAUGUGGACUCUGACGGUGUGACGGAUCUGCUGCUGGUCGGAGCUCCGAUGUACAUGAGCGAGGAGAAAGCUGAAACCGGACGAGUCUACAUGUUCACCAUUACCAAGGGUAUCUUGAGUAACCAGGGUUUCUUAGAGGGCUCACAAAAGAACGCUCGGUUUGGGACAGCCAUCGCUGCUGUCCCAGAUCUCAACCUGGACGGCUUCAGUGAUGUGGUUGUUGGAGCGCCAAUGGAGGCCAAUGACCAAGGUGCCAUUUACAUCUACUAUGGUCACAGAAAAAGCAUAAAAAAGCAGAGCUCACAGAGAAUCGUUGGAGGGAAACUGGACUCAGCUCUGAAGUUCUUCGGCCGCUCUCUGGACGGCAGUGGAGAUAUGAACGGAGACUCGAUCCCAGAUGUCGCAGUGGGGGGUUUUGGGAAAGUCGUCCAACUCUGGAGUCGAGGUCUGGCUGUGGUCACGGCCAAGGUUUCCUUCACCCCUGAUAAGAUCAGUAUCUUGAGUAAACCGUGUCGCUACAGUGGCCGGCAGGUGUCCUGCUUUAAGGCUAAAGCAUGCUUCAGUGCAACCUUUAAGCCAACAAACUCUAUCAGGCUAAUCGAUGUCAAGUACAACCUGACGCUGGAUGCAGAUCUGCAGGAUUCCCGGGUCAGUCCUAGAGGUUAUUUCAGCAACUUGGAACGGGUCAUCCAGAAAGGCAUCACAGUCUCUGCACAGGACUUGUGUGAAGAGCAUGAGGUCUACGUGCAGGAGACCCCUGACCUCGUCAACUCAAUUGCCUUGCGUGUGGACGUAUUUCUCGGCAAUCCAGAUGCAAACCCAGUUCUGGAUGUCUUCAGUCCUAAUGCAUGGGAGUUUUUUAUCCCGUUCUCGAAAGACUGUGGCCAAGAUGACGUCUGCUUGAGUGACCUGGUGUUGACUGUGGAGAGUGAAGAGAAACUUGGUAAAACCCCACUGGUGGUCAGCCAAAACAAGAGAAGACUGUCCUUCACGGUGACGGUGAUGAACAGGAAGGAAAAUGCGUAUAAUACACGAGUGUCGGCCAGUUACUCCAGUAACCUGUUCUACUCCUCUGUUACACCACUG
Messenger RNA from Danio rerio (zebrafish), 2893 nucleotides. The record is from RefSeq and is a predicted model, not a curated record. Lineage: Eukaryota; Metazoa; Chordata; Actinopteri; Cypriniformes; Danionidae.